CUCUUCUCCUCUCUUAUAAUAACCUCACAAUCUUUCUCUCCCAAAAUUUCACCAUCCAAUUCUUCAUUCACGCCGUUUCUAGAGAGAGAAAGAGAGACCAAGAACGAUCCAUCCAAGGUAUAACCAUGACUGGAAAGGCGAAACCCAAGAAGCACACGGCAAAAGAACUCGCGGCCAAGCUUGACGCCGCCACUACCAAUAGAGGCGGCGGCAAGGCUGGACUUUCAGAUCGUUCUGGAUCGGAGAAAGGAGGUCACGCCAAACUUGAAUGUCCUCUCUGCAAAAUCACGGUACCUGAUGUCAAAUCUAUGCAGAUCCAUCACGAAUCGAAGCAUCCCAAGAUUCCAUUUGAUGAAACCAAGAUCGUCAAUCUCCACCAGUCUGUUCCUGAAACCUCCAAGGCGAAACCUGGCGUUCGUGGAAGCCUCAAGAAGUAGAACUUGAAAUCUGACUACAAUGGACGACGAGAAAUCGCUUCUAUUUUCUAGUAUCACUGCUACUCUCUUAAUCAAUAAACUUUUUUAAUUAGAUCCAUGCACCUUUUAUAGACGUCGCCAUUUUCGCCGUGUGUUGUUUGCGUGUUAUGCUUCUUCUAAAAAUGGUUUAUAUUGGAAAGAUUGAAACUUUUGUCUUUGUAUAUUUUCUAAGCCUUGUGUCAUAACACUUGGUGAUGAAUAUUCAUAGUUUGCCAUGGUGUCCUUUAUCUA
This is a messenger RNA of Impatiens glandulifera, 707 nucleotides long. Its product is annotated as protein METHYLENE BLUE SENSITIVITY 2-like. The record is from RefSeq and is a predicted model, not a curated record. The transcript has a single exon. Lineage: Eukaryota; Viridiplantae; Streptophyta; Magnoliopsida; Ericales; Balsaminaceae. The coding region runs from base 126 to 437 and encodes 103 amino acids.